This is a messenger RNA of Aspergillus nomiae NRRL 13137, 495 nucleotides long. Its product is annotated as mitochondrial 54S ribosomal protein bL31m. Bases 1 to 495 code for a protein of 164 amino acids. NCBI's taxonomy places the organism in Eukaryota, Fungi, Ascomycota, Eurotiomycetes, Eurotiales, Aspergillaceae. Gene Ontology annotation, molecular function: structural constituent of ribosome. The record is from RefSeq and is a predicted model, not a curated record. Gene Ontology annotation, biological process: mitochondrial translation. The transcript has a single exon. Gene Ontology annotation, cellular component: mitochondrial large ribosomal subunit.
AUGACACUCAGCAUCCCGCUCCGCCGCAGCGCGGUCACCGCUGCCCGGGUCCAGACCUCCACCACUUUCAUCUGUUCGCAAUGCCGCCAUGCGACUCUCCUUCGACGCCCUAAGCGUCCCUACACCUUCACUCAGCUCAUCACUCUGUCGGACGGCAGCACCUUCACUCACCGCACGACGUCUCCCGCCCCUGUCUAUCGCUCCACCCGUGACACGCGCAAUUCCCUACUGUGGAACCCAUCAUCGAGCAAGUUGAUGAAUGUCGAAGAGGACGAGGCCGGUCGACUGGCAGCAUUCAGAGCCAAAUUCGGACGGAGCUGGGACGCGAAUACCCCUACUGAGGCCGAAGCAAACAACAAGGCUGAGCAGACGGAUAAGCAGGCUGAGGCUGCGGCAAGAGCCGCUGCUGAAGAGGAGGAAGAGGAUAACUUGCUGGACUUGAUCAGUUCGUUCGGUCAGGAGGAAGGUCAGACAUCAGGGAAGAAGAAGAACUGA